Molecule: messenger RNA, 2909 nt
Organism: Coccidioides immitis RS
Lineage: Eukaryota; Fungi; Ascomycota; Eurotiomycetes; Onygenales; Onygenaceae
Product: AP-1 complex subunit gamma-1
Exons: 5
Coding region: 155-2683 (842 amino acids)
Biological process (GO): Golgi to vacuole transport; receptor-mediated endocytosis; intracellular protein transport
Cellular component (GO): AP-1 adaptor complex; membrane coat; Golgi apparatus
Molecular function (GO): clathrin-cargo adaptor activity
Source: RefSeq, a predicted model, not a curated record
GGCGAUCAGACGCUGUGAUCUUUUGACUGCGAGGGUUCAGUUUUCCAAGCAGCCAUCGGUCAGACCCCCAAUCUCCACGUGUUGUGGAGAUUCAGAAUUCCCCUGGACGUUAAGCCUGUUACCUGGAGCCCCGCCGGGGCUACUUACGACCGUCAUGACCUCCCUCAAACAAUUUAUCCGAAACGUGCGUGCAUCGAAAACAAUUGCCGAUGAGCGGGCAGUGGUACAAAAAGAGAGUGCAGCAAUCCGUGCCAGCUUCAGGGAUGAGUACACGGAUUCCAAUGUUAGGAGGAACAAUGUAGCAAAAUUACUCUAUCUUUUCACGCUGGGCGAGCGGACGCAUUUCGGCCAGAUAGAAUGCCUCAAACUUCUUGCGUCGCCGCGCUUUGCGGACAAACGAUUAGGGUAUUUGGGAACAAUGCUUCUGCUGGAUGAGAACCAAGAGGUUCUGACAUUGGUCACUAAUUCCUUGAAAAAUGACUUAAACCAUUCGAACCAAUACGUAGUUGGACUCGCCCUCUGUACCCUAGGAAAUAUUGCUUCGAUUGAAAUGUCUAGAGACCUGUUCCCGGAAAUCGAGUCUCUCAUAUCCACUGCCAACCCAUAUAUCCGCCGAAAAGCUGCCCUCUGUGCAAUGCGCAUCUGUCGAAAAGUACCCGAUCUGCAGGAACAUUUUAUCGAAAAGGCGAAAGUCCUCCUUUCCGAUAGAAACCAUGGUGUCUUGUUGUGCGGUCUUACCCUUGCCAUUGACUUCUGUGAACAAGAUGAGGCGGAAGGUGGCGGGGAGAUCAUAGAACAAUUCCGACCCUUAGCUCCCGGUCUAGUGAGGACGCUAAAAGGCUUGACAACCUCAGGAUACACCCCGGAGCAUGAUGUUUAUGGAAUUACGGAUCCAUUCUUGCAAAUCAAAAUCCUCCGUUUGCUCCGAGUACUGGGCAGAGGCGACGCUGCCAUAAGCGAGCUUAUCAAUGAUAUUCUGGCACAGGUCGCGACUAAUACUGACUCGAGCAAGAACGUGGGCAAUUCUAUCUUAUAUGAGACAGUAUUGACUAUUCUAGACAUAGAAGCUGACUCUGGUCUCCGCGUUCUGGGCGUGAAUAUCCUUGGGAAAUUUCUGGCCAAUAAGGAUAACAAUAUUCGGUAUGUGGCUUUGAACACAUUGAUCAAGGUUGUCGCUGUAGAACCCAAUGCCGUUCAAAGACACCGCAAUACCAUCCUUGAAUGUUUACGAGAUGCCGAUAUCAGUAUACGACGGCGUGCACUCGACCUCAGUUUCACCCUUAUCAACGAAGGAAACGUCCGGGUUCUUGUUCGUGAACUCUUGGCAUUCUUGGAAGUUGCCGAUACCGAAUUCAAACCAGUUAUGACAACUCAGAUUGGGAUAGCAGCUGACAGAUUUGCGCCAAAUAAACGUUGGCAUGUUGAUACAAUGCUCCGUGUGCUGAAACUUGCUGGAAAUUACGUCAAAGAACAGAUACUCUCUUCCUUUGUCCGUCUCAUUGCAACAACCCCCGAGCUACAAACGUAUUCCGUGCAGAAGCUCUAUGCUGCGCUUAAGGAAGAUAUAUCACAGGAGGGCCUUACCCUGGCUGCGUCGUGGGUUAUCGGAGAAUAUGGUGAUGCCCUCCUCCGUGGUGGUCAAUAUGAGGAAGAGGACUUGGUGACAGAAGUGAAGGAGAGCGAUAUUGUAGACCUCUUCAUGAACAUUUUGAACAGCACAUACGCGUCCCAAAUCGUUACUGAAUACAUUGUCACCUCUGCAAUGAAAUUAUCGACGAGGAUGACAGACCCAGCUCAAAUCGAACGGAUUCGCAGAUUCCUGAGCAGCAGAACCGCUGAUCUCAGCGUUGAGAUCCAGCAAAGAGCUGUGGAGUACACGAACCUUUUUGGAUACGAUCAAAUCAGGCGUGGCGUAUUUGAGAAAAUGCCGCCUCCGGAGAUACGGGAAGAACAGCGAGUUUUGGGUCCCUCUACAAACAAACGACAGAGCAGGGUGCUGAAAGAUAAAUCCAAAAAGCCAGCAAAACCAUCCGAACAGGACAUGCUUCUCGAUCUUAUGGGUGGCUCUGAUGUUCCGGCCACGGAUACGAGCAAGACUGUUAAUGGGUCUCAAAAUACAGCGGACUUGUUGGCCGACAUUUUAGGUGGUGGCACGUCUACCAGUCAGUCACCACCGCCGCCAUCGAAUCAAUCCUCUAACAUCAAUGCAAUUAUGGACCUCUUCGGCUCGUCUAACGGAGGUUCUCCAAUGCCGCAGCCACAAACUUCGGUGCCAUCUAGUGUAUUAGCAGCUACCAGGUCACAGCCUUCCCAAAACCCGCCUCCUGUCUCUGGCGCACCAAUCCAUACUGCAUUUAACAAAAACGACCUUACAUUAUCUCUUCAAGUUCAGAGGAACAGUUCUUCUGCAGCGCAGAUUCUCGCUAAAUUCCGCAACACGUCACAUUUGGACCGUUUCACUGGUGUUGGACUCCAAGCGGCUGUACCAAAGUCGCAAAAGCUUCAGCUUACGGCCAUUAAUAAAGCAGAACUAGACGGUGGAGAAGAAGGCUCUCAAGUAAUGAAGGUGGCAGCUGCGACGAGCAACGCACUACCAGGUAAACUCCGAUUACGCCUCAGAGUGACCUACUCCAAAAAUGGGUCGGAGCCAGUGACAGAGCAAGUGGAUUGGACAGAGCCAUAGGUUAUUAAUUUACAUGUUUGCAUUAUGAUUCCCCUUGCAUAAAACCUUUUUCCAUUGUCAUUUGAGGGCCUCAUAACAUGUGAGGCAAUGGGUUGGGCUAAGCGAAAAUAUAUAUGAGUAAUGCAUUCGGUUAAUAGAUAUCAGAAUCUGGUUCGACCUUCUAUUUUGGUUUUGAUUUGAGAUUUGCUCACUCGAUUCGAUUCCGUCACCCUAUGUCUCAUUAGCC